UAGUGAUGACUUCCGGAUCGGACCAAUUAGUAUUAAACAUAAAUGAUAUGGUUAUUAUUCGGCAGUGACAACGCAAAUGUGUGUAAAUUAUGAGAAUAUUCCGUGAUAAUACAAUGUUUUAUUUCAUUUACUAUAUUUGAACAAUUUGCACUGUUUGUGAGAGCUAUACAUACAAGAAAACUAUUUAGGGGGCGUAUAUAACAUAUGUACAAGGUGACUAUAUUACUGAAACUGGAGAGUGUACAUGCCUACAUUAAGUUAUCACAUACUUACUGAUAUGAAGUUGUUGAUUUAUCAAUGAAUAGAACAAGAUGUGUUUAAGAUAUACCGGCGGAUAUAACUGGGAUAAAGUUAUAAACUAGAUUUGUGUUAAAAGUAUUCCUAAACGUAAAACAAUUGUGUAAUACUAGAAGUAGCUAAUUGUCAUUUUUUUCUGAGCAGUGAUUAAAUUAAGUGACAUUGAAAUGAACGCUGUAUGCUAACCAAGGGGCGGAUUUGUAUCAAAUUUAAAGCAACGAUUAAGAUAAAUGUAGACAUGACAUCAGGAAGAUAGAUCUACAAUCUCCACAUCACCGUGUCAGGUAGUUCAGACACACAUUACUGUGGAAAUGAGCGAGAGGGGGGCGUCCAGAAGUGCCACGGGCAGCGUGCGCAACAUUCCGGCAGGGUCCAUGUCUGGUGGCGGGAAACUACAGAACGUAAAACUCGUGUUGUUAGGCGACCAGGGCGUUGGGAAAUCCAGUAUAGCUCUGAGGUUCGUUCGAGGAGAAUUUACAGAAAACUCAGAAGCAACGAUUGGGGCGGCGUUUCUUACACAGACGGUAAGCGUGUCGGGACAAACGAUUAAGUUUGAUAUCUGGGACACUGCGGGGCAGGAGCGUUACCACAGUCUCGCUCCAAUGUAUUACAGGGGUGCGCAGGCCGCCGUGGUCGUCUACGAUAUAACAAAUAAGAACACGUUCGAACGGGCGGUGAAAUGGAUCAAGGAGCUGAAACAGCAGGCGAACUCUCAGAUCGUGAUUGUCCUCGCCGGAAACAAGGCGGACAUGGCCGCCGAGAAACGAACCGUACCAAAAGAGGAAGGCCAAUCGUUCGCUGAGGAGAACAACCUGAUAUUUACCGAGGCUUCAGCCAAGACCGGCAUGUGUGUGGGCGACGUGUUCAUGGCAAUAGCACAAACGUUAGCAAGUCACGGCAUUCCACGCGAACAGCAAGAUCAAAACGUAAAACUCGGAAAGGACUCUAAAAAGAAAGGCGGGGGUUGUUGUUAAAACUAUUUGUAGAUACCGGAACAUACCGAGUUUUACACUUACCGGUUAUUUCCGCUGCUGGUAGUUUCCGGUGCACGCGUUUGUGGAGAGUGAAGAGCGAUAUUUCUUCGUCUUUUUUGAAAACACCAGUUGGUGUAUGUGCAAUAUUAUAUUGUGACUGUGAUAAACAAUGUUUGCCUUUUUGUAAUGGAUAUUUGGUCAAUGUGACAAGUGUUAAGGGGGUAUAAUAUGAUAAGAUCAGUUACUAUGCACUCGUGAAAUCAAAGAUACCGCUGGUAUAUUUUUUUGUUCAUCUUGAGUAUACGUUUUAUCUGUAAUAUAUUCAAUUUUGUGGCGUAAGUAUUUUCAUAAUAUUGUAGAUUGAUCCUUCUGUAUAUUAAUUAUGCAAAACAAUAAACAAAGUUCAUACUUUCA
This is a messenger RNA of Mya arenaria, 1685 nucleotides long. RefSeq lists its product as uncharacterized. Lineage: Eukaryota; Metazoa; Mollusca; Bivalvia; Myida; Myidae. The transcript has 6 exons. Gene Ontology annotation, molecular function: GTP binding; GTPase activity. Bases 609 to 1271 code for a protein of 220 amino acids. The record is from RefSeq and is a predicted model, not a curated record.